This is a messenger RNA of Helobdella robusta, 2311 nucleotides long. RefSeq lists its product as hypothetical. The record is from RefSeq and is a predicted model, not a curated record. Gene Ontology annotation, molecular function: serine-type endopeptidase inhibitor activity. The coding region runs from base 896 to 1171 and encodes 91 amino acids. The transcript is spliced from 4 exons. NCBI's taxonomy places the organism in Eukaryota, Metazoa, Annelida, Clitellata, Rhynchobdellida, Glossiphoniidae.
ACACUCGUAUAUUGACAAAAUCGGCUGAUCCCGAAAGAUACAAAAUAAGAGUAGAAGAUAUCGGGAUCUUCAUGCCUUGGUUUUAAUCAUUUAGCUAUAUUAAUUUAACCUGAUCUUUCUUUGAAUUGAAUGAGACUGUGUCUCCAAAAAGGCAGACAGUGUCUCGAGAAUGAAUGUACUUUUAGAGUGCAGAUACUAAGGAUUUGAAAUUUGAAUUCUGCAUGAAGUACGAAUAAAUAUAACGUUUUAAAAAUUUAUUGAUGUUUUCUCGUUCGUUCGUUCAUCCGUUAAUUCAUUUUUUCAAUCAUUCAUUUAUUCAUUCUUUUAUCGACGUUAAAUAAGCAGAUUCUAUAUAACCCAGAUAGGAUUUUAAUUUAAAUAUAAUUUCCUUUAAAUUACGAGAGCAGACUGUUCAAAUCUUUUCGCGUUAAAACAUAUUUCUUAAUAGUUGCAUCUCUUCAAGUACUUAUUCAACUUAAAAAGUACGAAGCGGUCUUAUGUUUUCAUGCUAAGAAGUUAAUUUGCAUUUGAAUCGUGAAAGUUAACGGGAAUCGAACUUACUGUAGUUAAAAUGCACUGAAUUCCAACUAAUACUGGCCGAAGAAAUUUUCAUUUAAAUAGCAGAAUAUUAACGUUUACAAAAUGAAAUUCGAUUGCGCCUGUGCGUCAAGAUUAGCAUAUAACGUUAAUUUUAUGUCAUUUAUAUAAAUUUGAAACUGUGUUUGAAGUUUAAACUACGUGUCUGUCUGUGUGUGCGUCAGUGUGUGUGUGUGUAUGUAUAUGUAUGUAUGUGUGUGUGUGGUGUGAAAUUUUAUAUCAUAACAAAAUAUUUCUUUAUUUUACUAAACAGAAUUUAAAUAGAGAGAUCUGAGAUAUAAAAAAAAGAACACAAAGGAUGAAAACUGCAUUCCUCCUGCUGUCCAUAAUCUUCGGUGUUGGAAUGUUGUUGGCCGUUGUUGCCGAGAGCAAGGGCGUUUACAGAGGAUUUCGUGGCGGUAGUGUAUGCGAGUCAGUCUCUUGCGGUGGUGGCUGUCCCAAUUCAGGGUUCAAGUCAGAUCCAAAUGGAUGCCAGACAUGCAGGUGCAACAACCCCUGUGCUGAGAUAAAAUGUAUCAACGACAAAUGUACUAGCAAUGGUGAUGCGGCCAAUUGUGAUGAAGGAACUGCCUAAGAAAUAAGAUCCAAAGAAAAUGUAAAAUUUGUUAAAUAGAUACAAUAUCAUGAUAAUAAUGUUUUAAGUAUGUACUGUGUAUGAUUUAGAUAGAUUUAACACCAUGAUAUAAUGUGUCAAAUAAUACUAAUGCGUUAAAUGAACACUGCAUAUGAUUUAGAUAGAUGUAAUAUCAUGAUGUGAUGUGUAAAAUAGAUAGUAUAUUAUGAUAAUAUGUGCUAAAUGGUGGUGAUGGGAAAAUAAUUCAUGAUAUAUUUAUUUAUUUAUUUAAUUAUUUUAUUUUUAACAGUUUGAAAAUAAAUUUUUCCACUCGUAAAGUUCGUUUUGAGGCCAUUUACACAGAUGCGUUUUAAAACAUUUUUAAUACUUUGAAGAAAAAAAAUCAAGAAUAAAAUAAUAAUAACAUUUUUUUAUUACAGUAUUUCUCUUUUAUUUCGUUAGUUCAUUAAUUUUUUAUUUAAAUUUUAUCUAAAUUUAUUCUGUUUCUUAUUUCAGUUUUACUCGUUAGAUGUACUAGACACACACACACACCACGGCCUUCAAGUUUUUUUUCAACAAAAAUUCCUCUAAAAAAGUGUCCACAAAUGUUUAUUGCAUUGAUAAUAUUCACAUUAAAGAUGACUUUGUGGAAAUAAAUAACUAAAUAUACGACUAAAUGUGAAUUUAAUUGUUAUUUAUUAAUUAAUUAGUUUAAAUUGAAUAAGAAAUACACAACACGUGCAAUGAACAUAAUAGGUAGUUUCCAGGCAGGAAGAUUCAACCAUCCGUUCUUCCGUUUGGUCUGCAAAAAAAAAUUAAAAUUAGUAGAAUAAAGUGUUUAAUUAAUAAAUGGGUAGAGAGAGAGAGAGAGAGAGAAAAGAUUUGAUGGAAAUUUCAAAGGUUAUCUAUGUCAGAUUCAAUUCUCAACUAAUCGAGGAGAGGGCGUUUUCAUAUUUUUUUCAUUUUCUCGUCCGCUACCCUGACUGCGGCCAAACCACAUUCCUCAGUCGUCAUUUCUACAUAUCGUCCGACAAGUGUACCAGAGACCGUACUGCCCCACGCCCUACCGGCCAUCCAAGGUAAUAGUGGGCAUCCAUCAGGGUACUUGCCAUCGCGCGUUGAAAUUUCGGAUGGUUCUUUGAGAACCGGAAUUGAAGCCCU